AUGCCCCAGAACGAAUAUAUUGAAAGGCACCGCAAGCUCCACGGCCGGCGCCUGGACGCCGAGGAGCGGGCGCGCAAAAAAGCAGCUCGUGAGGGUCACAAGAACAGCGAAAAUGCGCAGAAUCUGCGUGGCCUGAGGGCGAAGCUGUACGCGAAACAGCGUCAUGCCCAAAAGAUUCAGAUGCGCAAGGCUAUCAAGCAACACGAGGAACGUAAUGUCAAGGGUCGCCCGGCCGAAAAGGAGCCCUCCGACCCCAUCCCUUCCUACCUGCUCGAUCGUGCCAACCCAACCACUGCCAAAGCACUCAGCUCUCAGAUCAAGAACAAGAGGGCCGAGAAGGCCGCGCGGUUCUCUGUACCCAUCCCCAAGGUCAGGGGCAUCAGCGAAGAAGAGAUGUUCAAGGUUGUCAAGACGGGCAAGAAGACACACAAGAAGGGUUGGAAGCGCAUCGUUACAAAGCCGACGUUUGUUGGUCCCGAUUUCACCAGACGGCCAGUCAAAUACGAACGCUUCAUCCGGCCGAUGGGUCUUCGCUACAAGAAGGCCAACGUCACCCACCCGACGCUCAAUGUUACUGUCCAGCUUCCUAUCCUCAGCGUCAAGAAGAACCCCAGCAAUCCGCUGUAUACACAGCUCGGUGUCCUCACAAAAGGCACAAUCAUCGAAGUCAAUGUCUCCGAUCUUGGUAUUGUCACCGCAUCUGGCAAGAUCGCAUGGGGUCGUUAUGCUCAGAUUACGAACAAUCCAGAGAACGAUGGAUGCGUCAAUGCUGUCCUCCUUGUUUGA
Thermochaetoides thermophila DSM 1495 is the source of this 786-nucleotide messenger RNA. RefSeq lists its product as uncharacterized. Gene Ontology annotation, cellular component: nucleolus; preribosome, large subunit precursor. The record is from RefSeq and is a predicted model, not a curated record. The coding region runs from base 1 to 786 and encodes 261 amino acids. The transcript has 9 exons. Gene Ontology annotation, biological process: maturation of LSU-rRNA; maturation of 5.8S rRNA. NCBI's taxonomy places the organism in Eukaryota, Fungi, Ascomycota, Sordariomycetes, Sordariales, Chaetomiaceae.